Molecule: messenger RNA, 6181 nt
Organism: Mesocricetus auratus (golden hamster)
Lineage: Eukaryota; Metazoa; Chordata; Mammalia; Rodentia; Cricetidae
Gene: Znf644
Product: zinc finger protein 644
Exons: 8
Coding region: 751-4701 (1316 amino acids)
Biological process (GO): regulation of transcription by RNA polymerase II
Cellular component (GO): nucleus
Molecular function (GO): DNA-binding transcription factor activity, RNA polymerase II-specific; RNA polymerase II cis-regulatory region sequence-specific DNA binding
Source: RefSeq, a predicted model, not a curated record
GACACAAAGGGGCCGAGCCGGGCUGUAGACCCGGGGCGGGCGGGUGUGUGUGUGUGGGUUUUGUUUAGUCACAUGCAGCGGAGCAGCCAGUGAGCGGUAGCGGGAAAAAGGAGGAGGAGGGGUGGGCGCCGAGACCCGGAGGCCCCGGGCGAGCCUGGCGGUCGCCAUUGUAACGCCCCGAGUUAACGGGGGCGGCCCGAGGGCGAGCGGAGUGCUGGAUGCGGGGCUCCCGGAGCUCCGGCGUUGAAAGUGUCCACACCCCUGCCCGCCCCUGACUUUGGGACGAGAUCACGCAGCCCUCACCCCCACACACCCCGCCCCAACCCUUCUCCCCACUGGCCUGCAACGUCUCGUGCCGCUCAGUGCCUGGGAAGUAACUCCAAGAGGUCUUGAUCCCUUGGCCUUUGUGUCCCUGGGAGCUUAACCUCUCUGCCCGCGGAAAAAAAAGCAGGUGUUGCUCCGUCCACCUCUCCCGUGAAGGAGAAGAUGAGUUGCCCCGGGCCCUCCCUUCCCCGAGGUCGGAAACUUAGGUGCUGUCUCUGGUCCCGAGACUUCCACAGACGACUCUCUCGUGUCGGGAUCCGUCGUCCGCGGUUUAGCGACCUUAGUGGAAGAGUUCCCUUCGACCGCCUUUAAUCCUGUCAGGAGCAAGACUGGAGACUCCAUCCCUUUACAGAAAACUGGUGUGAGAGAGGAAAAGCAACGCCUCAGCUGAUAACAGAAGACGACCCAGGCUUGAUUUAAUUUUGGAUGAGAUUAUUCUUGCAUCGAGAUGUUAAUAAGCCAAAAUUUAGACUCUGGAAUGUGUUAGAUGAUCUUGCCAACAACAUGGGUGAUUUGAAGACAGACACCGAUGCCUCUGGUGCUACAGAAGAGAUCCAAGAUGACAGAAGUUUUAUCUUGGAAAAAGACGAUGGAGUUCAUGAACCAAAAGACUGUCAGACACCAUUUCAGAAAAACAGUUCAUUGACUCUGUCUGAAGAAUUGUCAGAGGGUAAAUCAGAAAAAGCCUUAAGUGGAGGCCAGUCUGCUUUGUUUGUACCUGCCGGCACGCCUGCUGUUCCUAGUGAAAACUUUACGUUGCCUGCAGGAGCUGUUGUUAAUGGGCCAGUUUCACGCGCCUUAACAAAGACUUCGAAUAUGAAUGAAGGUAGUGUUUCAUUAACCACUGGACAGCCUGUGGCUCAGCCAGCAACAGAAUCGUGUUCAACUUUGAAGGCAGCAGCUGAUGUUCAGCUGUCUGCACCACAAAAAGCAAGCCAACACCAAGUUCUGUUUUUGUUAUCAGAUGUAGCACAUACUAAGAAUACAGCCCAUUCCAUUAAAAAACUACCUACCUCUGCUUUAGUUGGUUGUGAUGUUCCGAAUUCAGUAGGGAGUAGUGUGAAGUCAGAGAGCACUUUACUAAACCAAGUAGAGGUGGGCGAGGGUAGUGAGGGUGUAUUGGCGAAAGAUAACUGUGCCGCCAGUACGUUAGCAGGCGUCUCCUCAGGUACCGAUGAAUUUAGGUCAGAAAAUGAUACAAACUGGGAUCCUCAAAAAGAGUUCAUUCAGUUUCUUAUGACUAACGAAGAAACAGUGGAUAAACCUGUUCAUUCUAAAGUAGUGGGUCUAGAAAAAAAGAGAAAGCGAAAAAUGGAUGUAAGCAAAAUAACGCGUUACACAGAGGAUUGUUUUAGUGAUUCUAAUCGUGUACCCAAUAAAUCAAAAGUGCUAGAAGUUGACUUUCUAGGGCAGAACGAGGAGGUGCAGACAGUAGACACACAGAAGUACACAUUAUCAGAGCUGAAACCCGAGUCUACUGAUGGAGACGUGGGGUCUGUGGACACUUCUCAGCAUCUAGUGUGUAACGCAGAUAAAUGUGGAGACGACAAUUCACCUGUUCAUACGCGCACUUUUAUUUCAAAUACCUUAAAAAAGAAAUGUGAAGAGAGUGAUUCUGAGUCACCCGCUACUUUCAGUACUGAAGAGCCAUCCUUCUACCCCUGUACGAAGUGCAAUGUGAAUUUUAGGGAGAAAAAACACCUCCACAGACACAUGAUGUAUCAUUUAGAUGGGAACAGUCACUUUCGUCACCUUAACGUCCCAAGACCGUAUGCUUGCAGAGAGUGUGGACGGACGUUUCGAGAUCGCAACUCACUGCUGAAACACAUGAUCAUCCACCAGGAAAGAAGGCAGAAACUGAUGGAAGAGAUCCGCGAGUUGAAAGAGCUCCAGGAUGAAGGAAGGAGUGCGCGGUUGCAGUGCCCUCAGUGUGUUUUUGGUACCAACUGCCCUAAGACAUUUGUCCAACACGCUAAAACCCAUGAGAAAGACAAAAGGUACUAUUGCUGUGAAGAGUGUAACUUCAUGGCAGUGACAGAAAAUGAGUUGGAAUGCCACCGAGGCAUUGCCCAUGGAGCAGCCGUGAAAUGUCCUGUCGUCAGUUCAGAUGCAGCUCAGAGGAAAACACAAAAAAAGACUUUGACGAAAGACUCUGUUACAGGGUCAUCCAAAAAAUCAGCUACGUACUUAUGUAAAAUGUGUCCCUUUACUACUUCAGCCAGAAGUGUUUUGAAAAAGCACAUGGAGUAUUUACAUUCCCCAUCAUGUGUUGAUUCGUUUGGUAACCCUCUUGGACUUGACAAAAGAAAAGGUGACAUCCUGGAGGAAUCUGUAGAUACAGUUAAACAACAGUCAGCCACAUUUCCAAAGAACUCUGCUUUAAAACAGGAUGUUAAACGAACAUUUGUACCAAGCUCACAAUCAAGUCAUUUUUCAAAGUUUCAUAAGAGGCCACAUAGAAUACAAAAAGCCCGGAAAAGUAUUGCCCAGUCUGGUGUAAAUGCGUGCAAUCAAAACAGCUCUCCUCAAAAAAACAUUACGGUUAAAAGCAGCACUGACCAAAAGCCAAAGUAUUUCCAUCAAGCAGCAAAAGAAAAAUCUAAUGCCAAGGCAAAUAGCAGUUAUUUAUAUAGACACAAGUAUGAAAACUACAGGAUGAUCAAAAAAUCAGGUGAAUCACACCCACUUCCUUUCAAAAAAGAAGUUAAUUCAUUAAACUCUUUACAUCUGUUUUCAUCAUCAAAUAAUUCUCAUAAUAAUCUUAUUUCAGACCUUCAUAAUCCAGACACCAAAAGGCCAGAUCACAAGCGUGUAGCUGUAAAAAGAGUAGUUAAGGCUUCCAAGAAGGAAAGUUCUGGUGGAGAAGACUUGGAUGGCUAUCCUGAUUUUCUGCAUAAAAUGACUGUUGUUGUUUUGCAGAAGCUUAACUCUUCUGAAAAGAAAGAUAGUUAUGAGACAGAAGAUGACAACUCCUGGGAUAACGAUGAGUUAGGUGACUACACUACACAGACCAUGGACGAAGAAGCCUACAGUGGCCUUAGUCAAGACCAUGUAAACUUACUGCCCCUAUUUAAAAGCAAGAUGGAAAGCCAGGGUCCUGGAGACAGUGCUGCCCUUAGUUACAAUCAGAAUGAUGGCUUCUACUUUGAGUAUUACGAAGAUGGUGGCACUAACAGUUUUUUACAGGAGAUACAUGAUCCUCAGAAUUUGGAAAAUGCAGAAACGCCUCUGUCAAAGCACAGCUCUGUUUUUCACUGGACUGACCUGUCCCUUGAGAAGAAGUCAUGUCCUUACUGCCCAGCAACGUUUGAAACAGGUGUUGGGCUGUCAAAUCACGUCCGAGGACAUCUUCAUAGAGCAGGAUUAAGCUAUGAAGCCCGUCACGUUGUGUCACCAGAACAAAUAGCCACAAGCGACAAAAUGCAGCAUUUCAAAAGAGCUGGCACAGGGACGCCUGUGAAACGAGUUAGAAAAGCUGUGGAGAAGGCCGAGACUACUUCUGAGCAUGCUUGUCAGCUCUGUGGUGGUUGGUUUGACACAAAGAUUGGGUUAUCAAAUCAUGUCAGAGGCCAUCUGAAAAGACUUGGGAAAACCAAGUGGGAUGCUCACAAGUCUCCGAUCUGUGUUCUCAAUGAGAUGAUGCAGAACGAAGAGAAGUAUGAAAAGAUUUUAAAGGCACUCAACAGUCGUCGCAUUAUUCCCAGACCAUUUGUAGCUCAGAAACUCGCACCAGGUGAUGACUUCCUGUCUCAGAAUGUUUUACCUCUUGAUGAAUACCAUAAUGGUCUAAAGACAGAGGCCCUGUCAGUGUCUGCAUCAGAGGAAGAAGGCCUGAGUUUCCUGAAUGAAUGUGACGAAACAAAACCUGAACUGCCCAGUGGAAAAAAGAGCCAGUCUCUUACACUGAUAGAACUUCUUAAAAACAAAAGGAUGGGGGAAGAAAGGAAUUCUGCUCUUUCUCCUCAGAAGAUCCAUAACCAGACAGCAAGAAAGAGAUUUGUUCAGAAAUGUGUUCUUCCAUUAAACGAAGACAGUCCGUUGAUUUAUCAACCACAAAAAAUGGACUUGACUAUGCACUCAGCCUUAGAUUGUAAGCAAAAGAAAUCAAGGUCAAGAUCUGGAAGCAAGAAGAAAAUGCUAACAUUACCUCAUGGUGCUGACGAGGUUUACAUUCUCCGAUGCAGGUUUUGUGGCCUAGUCUUUCGGGGACCAUUGUCUGUUCAGGAAGACUGGAUUAAGCACUUGCAGCGACACAUUGUAAACGCUAAUCUUCCACGGACUGGAGCUGGCAUGGUGGAAGUCACAUCACUACUUAAAAAGCCUGCCUCUAUUACAGAAACUUCAUUUUCUUUACUAAUGGCAGAAGCAGCUUCAUAGAACCAGGAACCCUUUUAAAUAGCAAAUUUAAUUGGAUGUAAAUUUAAAAUUCUCGUCUUUUUUUUUUUUUGUAAGCCACAUCCAUUUAUAAAUACUAAAGUAGGAAAAUGGGGGAGCGUGAAUUAAGUGGCAUCAGAGCAAGCUGUACACUUAGGACAGUAAGUGGUCUAUAUAUUUUAUAUAGGGUGGAGACGUGUUUUCAAGGUUUGCUGAAUUUGGUUGACUGAGUUUACUCAAAGGUCUUAUAUCUGACAGAGCCAUCUGUAAGUGUUGCACACAGGUUUACAGACAGACUCGAUGAAAAUCAGAUUGUGUUCUCUGCAGUGUUACCAGAAUCAAGGCUCUGUUUCUUCCCCACACUUACAUAGAAAACUAAGACGUUAUAUUUUGUUGGUAUGUAUUUAGUGUUUUGUAUAAUUCCAGGAACUGCUAACUAAAUUUACUCAACUUUAGGGCAUUAAAUAUCAUGUACUUCAUAGUUUGAGACUGUUCACCCAAAUAGGGCAGAGUACUAUCUAUGUAGAUGUGUUAAGUGUUUUUUUUAAUCACAUGAUGGUUUUUUUUUAAUACUAAAAAGUUGGAGGGAGAUUUGUUUAAACAAGUAUUUCUAAAAGAAAUGUGUCCAUAGUCCUGGAAGCUAUUUGUGGUAAGGAGUAUUCUUUACUGCAGUUGCAUUUCUCAGACAAUGAAGUGGUGCACCAUGCUACCUCCUACUUUGUCCACAAAGAUGCUAUUUACCCUUUCCAGUUUUGUACCAUAAUAGAUUUUAAAAAUCUAAUGUUCUGUACUGCAAGACAUACUUUUGUUAACAGAUUUGUUUCUUUGUAAUGUUUUACGUACAGUUUGACAUGCUUACAGGACAGGGUUGUCUCUUUAUUUAACAUUGUAGAAAUGUAAUUAAUAAACAAGGCUCACUACACAAUUUAGAAUAGGCUUUCUCAUUUAUAUUAUCUUCCAAAUUUGAUCAGUUAGCAAGACUAUUAAUACACAAACUAUUUCUACAUAUGAUGAGAAUGUUUACAAUUUCAAUGCUAGACCUUGUUUUGGAUGUGAUUAAAUGUAUGAAAACUGUGUAACACUAUGCUCAUGCUAAGAACCCACAUAAUGGAAUUACCGAAAUAAAUGUGCUGUGAGGAAUGGAAAGUAAUGGUGCAGGCGUCUUGAUCAUGAUCAGUUGUGAUGACUCCCUUCAACUCUUCCCAAAAGCAACUUAGUUCCUUUAACCCCAGACCAGUCUCCUUUACAAACAACAGUUUGUGUGCAAGCACUCAUUCCACGCCAUUUCAUGUAGUUGCUAAUAGAGGUGAACCAAGGACAUGUGCAUUGAUCCUUUUCUUCAUCUGUAAAUAAAGUUAAAAAUCAGUUAAAGCGAAGGAGUAUUUUGGUAGCGUAUAUACAUACCUCACUGCCAGUGAAAUUACUUUUCCUAUGGUAUAUCUCCUUACCAGAAAUUACUAAAUAAAAAGAUUUCAAGAAUUAA